UUACGCUCCUAACAAGUAUAGCUUAAUCUACCAAAGACGACGACUCCUACUUCAGUUGCACUCGAAACACUCGUUGCUCGAAGUCGAAGUCGUCGCUUGCCAAGUGCUAUUCUUCCCAUCUUCCUUCUGCUUCCGCAUUUAUCGUUGCAGGAAUGGCCAGAAAACUAGGACAAUUACUGGCGCUACUUUUCUCUGUUUCGAUCUGUGGAGCCGUUACGAUUCCUGGCCCAGUCUCCGAUGCUCACCGUUCCGCCGCGUCGGAGCUCUUCGAUGGAUCCUUUUCGAGUUUAGAAGAUGCCUAUGAGGCCCUGAGAGUUUUUGAGAUUCUUGCCGUUGGGAAUAAGCCCGAUGUGAGUGCAGCCACUUGUCAGAAAGUAGUGGAAAAUCUUGGGCCUUCAUCCCUUGUGAAGGAUUUGUUCUAUGCGUUAAAGGUUAAUAGCAUAUUAAAAUGCAAGGUUAACGGAGGUGUUUUCAAGGAUGUUGCUUCAAGACUUAAAGCCGCUGUCAAUGAUGCCAGUACUUUGGUUGACAUGUACUAUUCAAUAGGAAGUUUGGUUCUUACAAAGGAUCAGGCUUCUGAUGUUGAUGUGCUUCUUACUGAUGCUGAUGGGACCUUCCAUUCAAUCAAGGCUCUGAGCCAAAGUGAUGGAAGAUGGCGCUAUAGUUCUGAUAAUCCAGAGUCUAGUACUUAUGCUGCUGGAUUAGCACUCGAAGCAUUGGCUGGAGUGGUCUCAUUAGCAUCUUCUGAAAUUGAUCAGUCUAGGGUGAAUACAGUGAAAAAUGAUAUAUUGAAGCUUUUUGAUAGCAUUGAGAAAUAUGAUGAUGGAACUUUCUAUUUUGAUGAGAAAUUUGUUGGUGGACGUGAGCAUCAGGGUUCUCUUUCCACAACUUCUUCUGUUGUUCGAGGGGUUACAGCAUUUGCUGCUGUAACUUCUGGAAAAAUAAAUCUUCCAGGGGAUAAAAUAUUGGGUUUAGCAAAAUUUUUCCUAGGCAUUGGAAUCCCAGGAGAUGCCAAGGACUUCUUCAAUCAAGUUGAAUCAUUGGCUCUUCUAGAGAACAACAGGAUUUCCAUCCCAUUGGUACUGUCACUUCCUGCAACAGUUUAUUCAUUAUCCAAAAAAGAUCAGCUCAAGGUUAGGGUAACUACAGUAUUCGGUUCAGCUGCACCACCUUUAACAGUUAAUCUUGUCCGAGCUGUCCGCACUGAUGCUAAAGAUUCAGCUAUUAUUGAGAAUAAGGAGCUCCAAUAUGAUAAAAAAAAUGGAAUUCAUGUCUUGGAAGUUUUCCCAGAUAAUGCGGAUGUGGGAGCCUAUGUGUUUGUUUUUGAGAUUGUACUUGAUGAACCUGCUGGUGAAAAAGUUUAUGCUACUGGAGGCCAAAUUCAUGUACCAAUAUUUGUCACUGGCAUUAUUAAAGUCAGCAACGCAGAAAUUGCAGUUGUUGACAGUGAUCUUGGAAGUGUUGAAAACCAGAAAACGCUAGAUUUGGCUGGAAAUGAUGUUGUUUCGUUCUCAGCUAACCACUUACAAAAGUUGCGCUUUUCUUUCCAAUUGACAACACCUCAUGGUCAUACUUUCAAGCCUCACCAGGCAUUUUUCAAUUUGAGGCAUGAGACAAAGCGUGAACACAUCUUUGUGGUUGGAAAUACUGGCAAGAAGUUUGAGAUUAUUCUUGAUUUUCUUGGUUUGGUGGAGAAAUUUUAUUACCUUUCAGGCAGAUAUGACAUUGAGCUGACAGUUGGUGAUGCUGCCAUGGAAAACUCUUUCUUAAGGCCACUAGGUCAUGUUGAUUUAGAUCUUCCAGAAGCACCUGAGAAAGUGGCCCGUCUUCCUCCACUUCCUGUUGAUCCUUACUCAAGAUAUGGGCCCAAAGCUGAGAUAACCCACUUAUUCAGGGCUCCUGAAAAGCGACCACCCCAGAAACUCUCUCUUACUUUCUUGAGUUUGACCCUCCUGCCAUUUAUUGGCUUUUUGGUUGGGGUGUUACGCCUGGGGGUGAACUUGAAGAAUUUUCCUUCUUCAGCAGUACCUGCUACAUAUGCCAUCCUAUUCCAUCUUGGCGUUGCUGCAGUUCUAUUGCUUUAUGUACUUUUCUGGUUGAAGCUGGACUUGUUCACUACACUCAAAACUCUAGGAUUGUUGGGAGCUUUUCUGAUGUUUGUGGGACACAGAAUUCUUUCCCAUCUCGCUUCAACAUCAUCCAAGUUGAAGUCUGCAUGAGUGAAAAAAAGGAAGAUUUCUCAUUUAUGAAGACAUGACAUGAUAAUGUGUUUUUUUAAUAUGGUACUAAUCCAAUUUUGUAGGACUUUGUUGUACUAGUUCGUAACAAAUUUAGAGCUAUUUAUCAAAAGAGAAAAAAGUUUUAUCUUCA
Messenger RNA from Cajanus cajan (pigeon pea), 2370 nucleotides. RefSeq names its product dolichyl-diphosphooligosaccharide--protein glycosyltransferase subunit 2. Lineage: Eukaryota; Viridiplantae; Streptophyta; Magnoliopsida; Fabales; Fabaceae. Gene Ontology annotation, biological process: protein N-linked glycosylation. The record is from RefSeq and is a predicted model, not a curated record. Gene Ontology annotation, cellular component: membrane; oligosaccharyltransferase complex.